Ilex paraguariensis (yerba mate) is the source of this 189-nucleotide messenger RNA. The record is from the annotation of a GenBank genome assembly. Lineage: Eukaryota; Viridiplantae; Streptophyta; Magnoliopsida; Aquifoliales; Aquifoliaceae.
AUGAAGGUUGACGAAAAGAUCGUCGAAGAGAGACAUGAAAUGGAUAAGUUGGUUGAGCCUCUUAGUGCACUGUUCGAUGCAAUUUGGCAUGAGAACUCAAGGGAACGUCAAAAUACGAGAUCCACUCAAACCGAACCGAUCGAGGAGUUUGAUCAACAAGCAAAACUGCAAAAGAGUUUGGCGAAUUAA